CGGUUCGAUUCGGUCGCGUUUUCUCCUUUGAGUCUCAAGUUAAGUGGACUAAGUGGUACUCAAUUGUAUCCAACGUAGAUAAUCUGUGGAUAGUGUGCGGCCUAAGACAAUUUGCUAUCAAAGUGCGACUGUCUCGGCGGAGGUGCGAAUCCAUGACGAAAAAUGAUGAGCUAGUAUUGAAACGUAUUUUGUGAUAGAUUAAAGUGAACUGGCGAUUGCUCACUCUGUGGUAAUCCACCAUGGGAAGGCAGAAAUAUUUUCUCGUGCUCUUAGUAUUAAUAGUUCACUAUUGCAGCAGCACUGUAGCGGAAAAAAGAAAUCCGUUAAAAGAUCCUCGAAUUUGUGGACGUCCUCAAUGUCAAGAAAUCAACACUAAAUUUAGGUACCAGCAACACCGAUUGUACAAGUAUGACUACUCUAUGUACGUCAAAACACAAUUCUCCGGCAGCGGAGAGAAUUCUUCCGAAUUACAUCUUAUAGCAGCCGUUGAGAUCGAUUUUCCGAAGCCAUGUCAGGGUUUGUUGAAGCUAUACUCAAUCGAGGUACGUGACCGACCGCUGCCGGUCGUUGAAGAGCAAGACUUCGAGUAUGGAGCAGAUUACGUCGAACCACCACCGGAGGUCGAACUGCACCCAAAGAGUGACGCUAUUGCGGAAGAUCUAACUCGAUUUGAGCUAAAGUUUGCCUUCCAUGAUGGGGUAGUGAGUGAAAUCUGCCACGAAGAGGAAGAACCGGUAUGGACGUUGAACUUAAAACGUGGUAUCUUAUCGUCGUUCCAAAACAGCAUGCCACGGUUUGAUAUCGAUUAUCAUACCACGGAAACGGAUGUCUCUGGAGUCUGCGAUGUCGCAUACACGAUGAGCGGUUCAAAAGGAACAAGCUUAUCGAUUAUAAAAACGAAGGACAUCGCAUCGUGCAAAAGACGCUACAAGACCCAUUCACUGAUUCAAAGUGUACCAUAUGAGUUCAGACCGAACUAUGUUGCUUUGCCAGUCUUAAACUCAACGAGCUAUUGUAACAUUUCAGUGGACAACUUCGUCUACAAAGAGGCCAUCUGUUAUGAGCGCCAUCAACUGGUACCUUUCUCAAAUGGGCAAGCUGGUGCAGUAACGGAAUCGUUUAGUAAGUUAGUCUUGGCCGAUGAAGAAUCUUAUACUCCGGAAGAGCAUGCCUCCGAUGACGAUCAUGAAAUACAAAAACGAUCCAGCCUUACCUACGAUCAUACACCAUCGGCACGCGAUAGUCAUGAUGAGAUUAAAGCGUCUCGUGAACUGUUGAAAGAACUUUGUAGACAAGGCUUUCCAGAUAUUCAGCGGAAUUUUCCAGACGUGUUUCUGAAUUUCCUAUCAACAAGUAGAGUGUUGUCGUUUACAGCGCUAUCGCAGCUUCUCUAUCGAUCGAAGAGUAUUUGUGAAAAUGGAAAGAAUCAUGUUUUGGAGAGUCUGCCGUACAUUGGAAGUCCGGCUUCUGUAACACUAAUGAAGGACCAAAUAGUUAAGGAUCAAAUUCCAGCUGAUCUUUCCAAAAAGUGGAUGGAGUCUUUUGCUUAUCUCACAAGACCAAAUGAAGACGUUCUUGAAGCCAUGCUGGAGCUGAUGGAGCAUGGUAAAGUGAUAGGAGAGAAGAAUUACAUUCUGGCAGCAACAUCCGUCGGUUAUACGUUCUGCAAAGUUAACCCUGAUUGUGAGGCAAGCGACGGCAUUCAAUCAAUUGUUCAGUAUCUGGAGAGCAACUUGCAAGAAAAACUCCAAGACUCCUCAGUGAUGACUCGGAAGGAUCGCGAAAACGUCAUCGUGCUGUUGAAAGGUUUGGGAAACAUUGGGGUCAUCAACACAGAAUUUUCCCACGAACUUCGAGAGAUGAUCACAAACGAUAAUUUGCCUAUGGAAAUUCGUCUUCAGGCAGUGUAUGCUUUCCGCAGACAUGAUUGUGUAAGAAUGAGGGAUUACUUCCUCAAGAUGUAUGCGAAUUUCGAAGGGAACGUAGAGAUUCGUAUUGCUGCCUAUCAACAAGCUAUGAGGUGCCCUGACUAUCUCUCUGUGAAGUUAAUCAAACACAUUCUGAAAACGGAAGAAGUGAACCAGGUUGGAGCCUAUGUUUGGUCACAUUUGACAAACAUAGCUAGCAGUGCUUCACCAGUUCGGGUUGAAGCACAAGGUUUGUUGGCUGACAACGAUCUUGGCAAGAAAUUCCGUUUGGAUAUUCGAAAGUUUUCACGGAACUAUGAACAUACAAUGUUCUUCGAUGAGUAUAAUUUCGGAACGACAGCUGACGCGAAUUUGGUUUUCAGCACAGACUCGUAUUUGCCAAGAACAGCUUCGCUCAAUUUGACCGCCGAUUUAUUUGGAGAAUCAGUUAACUUUUUGGAGUUAAACGCUCGUGCAGAAGGGUUCGAAUAUCUGGUAGAAUCCAUAUUUGGACCAACUGGACCACUGAACACGAAAAAAGUGAAAGAAUAUACCUCUGCUGUGACUUCAUUCUUCAAUUCCGAUUCCGAAGAAGAGGAACAAUCUGGCUAUGAUCCUAUUAGUCAGCUCCGGCUUCGACGAGAUUCAGCUGAUGAAGACAGCUACUUGUUCGAAGAAGACGAACAAAGCACACGUCCUAAACGGCAAGCACGUACUCCAGCGGUUAUCACCAAAGACGUCCACGAUCAAAUCGACAAUAUGGGGUACAAAAUGAAAUCAGACUUCAAAGAUCCUCAUGCUUCGAUAGGUUUGAAAAUUUUUGGCAAUGAUCUGAAAUACUACACAAUAGAAGGUUUUACCGAAACGCUCAAAGCAGCAGAACAAAUAAAUCCGAUCAAUUUCUUGAAAAGCAUUCUAUCAGGAAAAGAAGUAUCCUUCACAAAAUCGGGUGUAUUCUUGGAUACAUCGUACGAUGUUCCAUUGAGUACUGGGUUUCCCCUGGCUUUAAGUAUUAUAGGAGCUGCUUCUGUAGAUCUUCGCAUGUCUGGAUCAUUUAGAGCUUCCGAUGUGUGGACCUCAUCGAGAGUAAUUGAUGUUGAAGGAAAGAUGAAACCCGGUGUAUCUGUGGAUAUUACAGCAACCAUGAAAACAGACUUCAUUCACACGUCGACAGGAAUCAAAGUGAAAAGCAAUUUGUACUCCAGUUCUUCGUUAGAAACCAAACUUAAGGUUCGUGGAAACCGUCUUGCCUCGCUUCAGUUUAGCCUUCCUCAAGAUCGCAACGAAAUAUUCAGUGCUAGAUCGGAAAUGCUUGUGUUCGAUGAUCACAAGGAGAUUCCACAGAAAGGUAUUGAUAGCCGCUAUACGAACUCCACGUGCACUUGGCCAGUCGUCGAUCGGGCCAUAGGUUUGAAGCUGUGUGCUGAUUACAGUUUACCGGACAUGAGCAACAAUAGUCACGUUCCUAGUUUGAUCUUCAGUGGACCUGUUAGCUUAGACCUCAGCCUCCAAAAAGCAGAUCCGACGGCUAAGAUUUUCCUAUUCCAAUACAACUGGGAAACCCAUGAAAAUAUUUCGAUGGGAUCAGUCAUUUUUGAAACGCCUAAUUCGCAAAUUCCUCGAAUCUUCAUUGCAAAUAUAACUGCCGACGGAGAAGGCUACAGUGUUUCCAUGGGUUUUCGAAACGGAGAUAUCGCUCAUUCGGCCGUCGGAAUUUAUAAAGAUAAUAAAGACCAGAGACGGUUGGAUAUGUCUUUGAACGUGAAUGAACGAAAGUAUUUGGCUCUUGAGAUGGGAUACAACAAAACUGAAAUCAAGUAUGGAAUGAUAUACAGUCCAUCGUUAUUCCUAUCAGUGAACAACGAACGUAUCGCAGGGAUGGCCGGCCAAAUCAAAAUGACCGACAAGAAAGGUAUCAAACAAUGGGACUACACUUUGCAGUUCGAAACCAAACGAGUACAAGCGAAGGUGAUUGGCUAUGUUCAACAGACACAGGCAUCGAUAACGAGUAAACUUUCCAUGGACUACAGGUUCAUCAACAGCAAAUCAGAACGCCUGACCCUGGGAGGAGUGUUUUCCAAUAGAAGCAACCGAGGUCGCACCGAGUACCAUGGAUCCUUUGACCUUCGCUCCACAGCUUAUCCGCAUUUUGAUUUUGCUGCGGCGAUGAAGUUCCUGUCGGCGAUGGGUCACAUCGAGUGCAAAGUAGACUACAACAAUGCAGCAGAUUUGAAAGAUCCCAACUAUACCACAACGCUCCGGUUGAUAUUUGCCCGGUUCCAUGUGGCAGAUGUUGGGAGAACCACUGCAUCGGUGGAGCUGACCAGGCCACGAUCGAAGACGGAUUGGAAGGCCAUGAUCAAACAUGAGCAAAACACAAAGAAAGGGGCAGAGCAUAAUAUUCUAGUAUUAUUGCGGUAUGCCAAAGACAAAGACAUUACUGGAGUAUUUUCGAUGUACUUACCUCGAGGAAUAUUGUUUGCUAUAGAUGCCGCCACUAACAUAACCGUACCUGGAUUUGAUUCCUGCACGGUCAACCUAAAAAUUAAGGAAAAGGCUCGAAAAGAAUAUUAUUUCGAUUUCAAUGGAAUGUGGUUCUCGGGUCACACGAUCAUCGUCAACGGCUGGUACCAGGAUCGUAGUUCGUUCAUCAAGAGCUACCAUCAUGCAAAACUGGAAGCGCGUAGUCCAUCGUUCGGAGAUGUUACGGCUGAUGUCAAGUACGUACGCGACGAGAUAGAAUUCAAACUUGAUCUGCACGCGGAGUAUGGUAAGCAGCCUUACGGUCUUACGAUCAAGCACAUUCUCGAUGAGGAGAACGGAACCAAUACGUACGCUGGUUUCCAGUGGCGCGAGAGUUUGUACUCUUUUUCGGCGUUGAUGAAAGCAGCUCCGAUCAAGGAAUUGGUUAUCGAACUUCACAUAGAUAGGCUCCGAGACAUUACCCUGAUAUUGAAGGGAUAUUCAACUGGAUUGAAGCGAGAAAUAGGAGUUGAGGUGAAGUGGGAUGCCAACCGUGAUCCUACCCAGAAGUUGGCAAUCUCUGGCGAGCUUAAUACUCCGCGGCAUCGUAUUUAUAAUGGAAGAUUUCUCGUAUCUUACCCAAACAGAACAAUCAACGGCGUGUUUGACUUAAAGGCAAUUGAUCCAAACUAUCUGGCAAAUAUGCGCAUAUCCUGGAACACAACUGAAGCCAUUGAGCUAAAACUUGACGCUGGCUCUGAUGAAGAAAUUCUUAGAAACAUGUGGUUGUUAUUCAAGCUCACUACUCCUUUCGAAGGAUGGCGCUACAACGCUUUGAAUGGUGGAUUCUAUUUUAAGGAUAAUUUAUUAAAAACCAAUCUCACCGCUAAAUGGGCUGAAGAUCAAACUCUCGGGCUCGAAGUGAUGGGCCUCUACCUCUCCGAUGAUCACGAUUUCAACUGCGAAGUGAAAACCAAACUACACAGCUCGAUCGAACACGUGCCUACGGUUAAGGUCCAUCUUAAGCACAAAUAUGAUUCGAAACGGAUAGACACUGUAGUAACCAUAAAUCAUACCGUAACCGAUGAGCCUUCGCAGGUGUUCUCUGUUUGGUCAAGCUGGCAGUUCGAUCAGGACCAAGUAUACCGCAAUCUAACCGGUUCGCUGGUACUGGUGAGUCCAUUCGAAGGCUACAAGAAGGGGGCUUUAUCGACCAAAUUCUCACUUAGCGAAAAUAAGGAUCUUCGAGGGGCUGCCGAUCUCCAAAUGGACGAUGAAAAGUACGACUUGGUGCUGAAGGGCCACGUUCGAAAUCUUGUUGACAACAUGCUAACGGUUAACAUAACAUCCUCAAAUGAGAAUUUCCGCAACAUCAACGGACGGUUUGGGAUAAGCGAGAAGGAACGACACGCUGUAGCGGAAGUCAUCACACCGAGAAGCUCACUCGGCGUUGAAGUGCUGUUUGCAGUAGUUUCAGCGUAUGACUUCGACAUCAAGUUCUACUUGGCAACACCGUUGAAGGACCUGGAAAAAGUUAUCCUUAGGGGUAAGCUGAAAACGGAUAAUGUUGAUUUUCGAGCAGGUUUGAACAGUUUGAUAAUUGGAUUUGUCGGGGUUUGGCGAAAGGCCCACAUGCGAGACUUUGAGUAUUCGUACAAGGUGUAUACUCCAUUGCCAAAGUUUGAAGAGAAUGGACUUAUUAUGAAACUGGUAAUGAAUCCGGAAAAGGCUGAAUACAUUGACACGGAGUUCAGUGGAAGAUUUAAAACGUACAAAAUAGGACUUCGAGCGGUCUCUGAACCGAAGCCACAAUUAAUGCGUCAGCUUGGUAUUCAAAAGGCGUCUGGCAUUCUGGAGGAAUUCCUUGAGGAUUCUCUGGGUUCAGUGCACGAUAAUGAAAAUGAUGACGAGGAAGACGAUGAUGAUGAGGAAGAAGAAUAUCUGAAUUUGAUAGGAAAAGUAGAACUAGAUACGAUCAUCUGGCCAACUAUCAUUGGAAAUGUAGAUCUAGAGGAAUACAAAUCCAAGUAUUACUUAAGCGGUAAAGUGAAACUUCCCCAAGGAGAUGUAGAUGUCCGUGACAGCUUCUGGUUAGAGGACUUAAUGAAUAUGAAGAAUACAAUGAAAGUGAAAACACCAUUCCCGUUCAUGCGGGAAAUUCAGUCAGGAUUUGAACUUCGCGUUCCCUAUCCAACGAACAAAUUCGUUGUGGGCCUCAACGUGCUCGUUUUGAAUGUCACAGAGUGGGUAAACACGGGAUUUCAUAUUUACUAUAACGUUUCGGAAGAUGAAUCGGAAGCAAAGACCCACCAUGCAGUGGUGAACCUGAUGACACCAAUGGACAACCUGAAGAAGAUUCGCCUUCACGGUAUUCUCGAUGUUGAAGAACACGGCUACAAUGCGAACCUAACUGCUAAAACAACUAACACCGAUGCAUCGAUAGCACUAUCAUUUGAAAGUGAAGAUCAAUUCAUAGACUCCGCGCUAACCAUAUGGGUACGUGCUCCGCAGGUGCCUUAUUACGCAUGCCGAAUUUUCUACAAGCAAGAUUUGGGAGGGUCUAGUAACUCUAUGGAUAUGGGUUUCGUCGUACAUGAUGGUGAACUAUACAAUAACUUCCGAUUGGACGGUGUUUGGUCAACGGCAGAUCCCCACUUUUUCUUAGGAAAAGGAAAGUACCAAUCGAACUUUUUACCUCUGCAAUCGAUCGACACGGAAGUGUCGAUUACUCGUGAACCAUACCCACAGGCUCAGCUUGAGAUGCGAUUUAACGACAGUGAUGGCGCAUAUGACUAUAUUAGGGCUAAGGCGAUGCGGAACCAAGAGAUGGUAGCUGUUGAGCUGAGCGUACCCAUACAGGAAUAUCGGAAUUUGUCGAUCUACGGUCGAUUGUUGAAAAAACAUGGCGAUGAGUAUUCUUUGGUAGGACAACUCUACCGCAACGAUGAAGUGUUCAACGUUGAGGGCGAUGCCACAAUUGUGAAUGAUAUUCCAAAUAAUGUUGUAUUGGUGAUAAAGCCACUUGGGGAUGAGAGUGAAGGAACAAUAAACUACCGUUAUUCAAUUGACGGAGCAGUAACCAGUUUCACAGCCAAGAUAAAUCGGGGAAAUAGGCAUGCAAGUAUCGACGGUAACAUCAAGCUGCUAUCCUUGGCUGACUGGAACUUUGGGUUGAACAUCCAGUCAUCAGAACCUGAUCUAGCUAGAAUUGAUUUGAAGGUCGGAAUCGCCCCUACUGAUGAUGACAAGGCUCUGGGGACGUUCACGAUGAAAUCACCUUGGGUACGUUACGGAAUUGAUCAGGCUGAUAUCUACAUGCUGUUCGACGUAAAACCCAUUUCGGGUUCGGUCACUGCCAACUACACCAUACCAUCCGUAUCCGGAGAUGCCAGUUGUUUGUGGAAUUGGCAUUUGCUGCAAAACAUGCAAUUCGCUCUGCAUAAUCGUGUAAAUAGGGUGAACUCCGAUGGAAGAUUCUUCCAAAUAGGGGUGCGCUAUUUAAGUCCAGAUAUAGAACGCAACCACAAUAUGACCUUUGGAGGCGAUUUAAACUUGAAUAACAUUUGGAUAUUCAGCUCAAAUGUCUCCGUAACCUUCAUAUCCAUAUCGGAUCUGUCGGGUGUUCUGAAGGUACGUCUUCCAAAACCAGUUGGCGACAUCCACACGUUAGCUGCCAGCAUGAAGGGGAACAUUCCCUUCCUUGAGCCAGUCCGUGCGCUCAACUUCGAGGCGUCCUACGAUACGGAAGAAUCACACAAACGAUACGCCUGGCAUUCCGAAUAUAGCUUCGUAAACGACCUCAGAACUCUACUGCGAUUUGAAUGGGGACCGAAUGUUCAGUCCCAGCGCGUGCAAUCAAACAUAGAUGUUUUUAGGAUUGGGGAUAAGCGUGAAGUUUUUGCCAAACUACGUGGUCCGUGGUAUUUAGAAGAUGCUUUCCGCGCAGUCGCUGUAUACAAUAUUGAAGAUGGACUUUAUAUUGUAAACGGCAAUGUCUCAAUCCCAGCAUCACGCAAAGUUGCAGAAGCAAAUGUGGCUUUCGCUAGCCUCUCCAACAUGAAGGGUGAUGUGAACUGCACAACUCCAUUCCUGAAUGUUACCUGGCUGCAUGGUCAACUGGAGUUCAUCGAAAGUCCUCUUGAGUCGAUACGGUACCUCAAAGCGACAUGGCCAGAAUCUAGUGCAAUUUUCGACGCGAAAACUACAUACAAAGUGAAUAAAUUGGAUCGUGAUCAACAGGGAACCGUGAAAGUAGAAAUUCCACUGCAAACAAGGCACUAUGCUGAGAUUAAGUAUGGCUUGGCGGAAAGACCUGCUAUCACUACGGGUCAUGCCGAAAUCGAUUACAACGACAGAAAGGUACUCAGUGGACAGUACACAUCCAAGCAAGAAUCGAGAGCUGGAUUUGAUAAGGAAACUGUUGAUGUAACGUUGGAGAACGAUUUCAAACCUGUAGGAGUCCAUUAUGUGCAUACAACAAAACUUCUAAAGGAUAACUACAAAGAAAUGGAUGUCAAACGGGCUGAAGUAUUCGAACUUCGGAACCAGAAGAAGUUCAACAUCACUGGAGAACUUCAGAUUACAACCAGGGAAACUGGCAGAGAGUACAUCGUCACAGCUAUUCAUCCGAACCGCACGGUUGUCCUAACCGCCGACUUCGACGCUGAAGGAGAAACUAUGAAACAGAAAUCCAAACUACAGCUAUCUCCCAAGCGUUGGAUAGCGUACGACUUCCACCUUACCAACUUAUCCAAGGCAGAUAAUGAGUCACGAAAGUUCAGGCUUGAGAUUUCUUAUCCGCGUCGAAACAUUUCCGCUGAUGGUUGGUACUCGGUCACGGAGAAUGCUUUCGAUUCGGAUGUAUCUUUGCAGUAUUCACCGAACAGGACGAGUGAAAGCGAAGACCACUCCCCCAGAACGCUGAAAGGCGCUGUUCGAUGGGCAGAUGAGUCUGCUGGUGAAAUAACGCAACAGAGUUUGUUGGUUUUGUUCGGACAUCCGACUUUUGAACAGGACAUCACGGUAAAAGGAGUAUAUUACUCGGACAGUAGGGAUUUACUGAAAACGAAUCUGGAUAUUCGAUACACCCACUCGGACAGUCAUCAUAUAUCUGCAGGUUUUAAUGCAAAGGACAUGACGCCUACCGUCGGGUACAGAAACUAUUCAUACCGUCUGUUCGGUUCUCAUGAUGCCUCGGACUUGGAUAUGGAUUCAACUGGAUCGGUGGGUCUUCGAUUAGGUUUGUAUGAACUCAACACCAAUUCGCACUACAAACGAGGCUACCUAUCCAGAAUGGACGGAUAUGUGAUUGGGAAGGUGGAUGUCCUGCAGAAAGAAGUUAUCCUUGAGAAAAUGACUUCCCAAAGCAACUAUCGGUUAUGGGGCAAAGCAUCUGGUAGCUACCCCAUCUACAUGGUGAACGGAAGUUUGCUGGAUGGUCCAGAUCAGGAUGCGGCUGGGUUCUUCAUUAUAAACAUCGACGACAAGAUGGUACAAAUGAAAGUCAACAUGACGCCAGAUGCCACAGAGAACAUCUAUAUGUACGGAAUCAUUCCGGAUUCCAGAAGCGCCUAUUUCGAUUUCUGGAGAGAUUACGACACCUCACGGGAAGUCGAUGUCGCUUACUAUCUGAAAAUGAAUCAUUCCCGCUUGGUUACGAGCAAACUGCUGUGGAGACCGGAGAUCCGCUCCGAUGUACGCGAUCUUAUUCGAAAUUACUUCUCGUCGAUGCACACGUCGUUCACCGAUGCGGUGGAGUUCUGGAUCAAACAGAUCUACAGCGAAUCGAAGGAUUCGGUGAGUGGAAUGUGGGACGCCGCCCAUCCCUAUAUGGAAGGCUUUCUGGACGAUGUCUCAGGAUUGAACGUUAUUCAAGAUGAUUUGGAGGAUUUGCGUCAGUUCUUGAACGCUUCAUACGUGGCGGACGAUUUCUACAUCCGAUCAGUGAUUAACUUCACCAUUACCGUGUUAGAUGAAUUAGCAAUCAAGAACAAAAUUACCUCGUUACCAAAAAUAUUGACUGAAUUUUGGCAAGUUAUGGGCGAUUCUGGACAAGCGUUGAAGAAGUCCAUCCAAUGGCUGCUGGAAACAAUCAAGGAAUCUUACCAGAGAGUGGUUGAUGUGUUCGGACGAAUUCUGCAAGGGGAUUCAAUGAAGUAUCUGUCAGAGGUGCUGGAAACAUCGGUACGGAGAUACGACAAAUUUAUUAAAGAUCUUCACUUACAGUUUAUAAAACACGUUCAAGAGAUGUGGAGGAAGCUAAGUGAAGUCAUCACGUCGUACUGGGAAAGAAUGUUGCAGACCAUCGAGCCAUCUGUUAUCAAAUUGGCACACUAUGCCGAAUCGAUGACAUGGCACAUUGGGCAUGAAGUAUUUUCAUUCUUGUAUAACAAAACACAAGAAAUAGCCGAAUCACCAUACUUCACCAAAGUUACCAACUUCACGCAGGAUUUGGACACAUUAUACAAGGAUAUUGUCCAGAACGACAUCAUAACCAACACUAAGAAAUACGGAUCUAUCGUUAUUCGCUUCAUAAAGGAAAAGUUCUUCCGUCUUGUUCCAUUCGGUAGGGAACUUAAUCAAGUCCUCACAGAGCUUUGGGAAGAAAUGAAACAGCUUCAGAAUCUUGAAUAUGUACAAUUCAUUUUGCAACGCAUCAAUGAGGUACGAUCGAAAGUCGAAUGGAUUGCCGAGGAGUUCCAAUUAGAGAAACGUCUGCAUCAGCUGUGGCAAAUCGUUAGGAACAAACUGGGCAGAUUAGCGCAGACUGCUCUGCAGGCAGAGAACCGCUACCGAGAAGCGAAGACAAAGUUCAUCUUCGAUCCCGAUCAUGGCAUUAUGGAGCUGGAGCAAAAACUGCCUAUGUCGUGGCAUGCCUUCAACGAAACGCCCAAGUUCGACGAAAUACCAGAGUACAAAUUUUUGACCGAUAUUCAGGAUUUCUUCGCGGGUAGCAACACCACCAUCUGGACAAUUUAUAGCGAACUGAAACCAUACACGGACACAAAGAUGUGGUUACCACCGUUCAAAGCAAACUCGCUAUUAAUCGGAUCAAGACAUUACAUGUCUUUUGAUAAGCGAUUCGUUUCGAUGGACUUACGAGACUUGCUGAAGAAUGGCCAAACGAAUCAAUGUUCCUAUGUACUGGCUCACGAUUUUUACGAGCGCACUUUCACGAUGCUUUUGGAACCAUCGGUUCUUCGAGAAAGUGGAAAGCCUUCAAGAAAGAUCACUUUACUGACGGAUGGACAUGUUCUGGAAAUUGACGUAAAGGAUGCUUCUGUGAAAGUCGACCGCAAUGUAACCACUGCUCUACCAGCUCAGAUAGUCGAUACUGUAGUCUACCGUGAGGCGGAUCUCUUAAUGAUACAAUCCUUUAAAGGAUUCAAGCUCACGUGCAGCCUACAGUAUCACAUGUGCUCAUUCGAUCUGAGCGGAUGGUACUUUGGUAAAACUGCCGGCAUAUUGGGUACCAUGAACAACGAGGUUUUCGAUGAUUACAUCACUUCGGACCAGAAGUUUUCCGCUUCCAAAGAGCAGUUCAUCAACAGCUGGACGCUUCCAGAUUGUGAGGCCGAUGUGCAGGCUACUAACCAUACUCACAAUUUCCUGUCGGUUUCGAACGAGCUCAGUCAAAUUUGCGAAUCGUUCUUCCGUCACAAACAUUCUUACUUUGCUUCGUGUUUCCCAAUUGUUGAUACUACGCCGUUCUUCGAAAUGUGCCUUGAUUUGGGACACCACUUGGAUAGUAAAUCUAAUGAUCCAUCCAACAAUGGUGCAUGCACUUCCGCUCUUGCUUAUAUGGAGGCCUGUAGUUUGGAAGACAUGCCUCUACGAGUUCCCGAUACGUGUAUUCACUGCAAAUUGAUCAAUGGAUCUUACGUCCCAGAAGGUGCGUUCGUGCCUAUGAAAGACAACGAAAUUCCACAAACGACGGAUGUUGUAUUCAUCGUAGAGGCAAAACUGUGUAAUCAAAAUAUAACCACGUCGAAGAGCGUUGUAACCAUGGUUCAAACUCUUCAUAAGGAGCUACAGGAACUGAAUAUCACCGAUAAUCGCUACUCGGUGGUAUCCUUUGGAGGAAUGUCACCUUUCGACAAGGCCCGAAGCGUUAUUGUGAACGAUAACGUGUUCGUAUCACAUGAAUACAUCGAACCCUUCUUCAACCACAUCGCUAUGGCCACCGGCACCAACGAUGACAUCUUUGAAGCAAUCAUUGUUGCAUCGAAGUUAGUGUUUCGUCCAGGAGCAUCCAAAACAUUCAUCCUUAUGCCAUGUUCCAAAUGUUCCAGUUCCAGCAUGAAGCUGGAUUAUUCCUCUGUUUUGCAAUUGCUGUUGGAGAACGGAAUUAAGCUCCACAUUCUCGCCGAUCAGGAUAUCGAAUUCGAUAAAUCUCGUGUCUCACGGAUGUUCUUCGGUAUGGAUAGCAAUAAGGCGUACACCAAAAAGGACAUCAAAGACCUCAUCGGGGACACCGAUCUGCGCAAACAAAUUCGACUACCAAAAGCUACGUUGGGAAGUUGCGCAGCUUUGGCACUGGAAACGGACGGUUCCGUAUUCAGUGGCCGGAAGCUCCGGCCAGAGCGCCGUAAUCCGACCAAAAAGUUCAUAUCGGUGUUCGCGAAACGCGUGGCAAGCACGGCAGUGCCGACACCAUGUCAGACCUGCGAAUGCACCGGCCACAACACGGGCGUGUCGUACAUGUUGUGCCUGCCGUGUACUUAUCCGUCGGCGUUCAGCUUAGAUCAAGAACGGAUGAGCGAAGACGAACUGCUGUCGGUUCUGCAGCCGGAUCAUGAUUGGGAUUGGGAAGAAGAUGAUGAACUUUUGUAGAGAGACAAUAAAAUGUUAAGUUUUUUCUUUUGUAUAUUUGAUAAAGUGCCAUGACCUGUUUACAAAAAAGUAACAAAUAAAUAUUAUUUAAAACCU
Messenger RNA from Armigeres subalbatus, 13298 nucleotides. RefSeq lists its product as uncharacterized. Gene Ontology annotation, biological process: lipid transport. The transcript has 26 exons. Gene Ontology annotation, molecular function: lipid carrier activity. The coding region runs from base 240 to 13202 and encodes 4320 amino acids. NCBI's taxonomy places the organism in Eukaryota, Metazoa, Arthropoda, Insecta, Diptera, Culicidae. The record is from RefSeq and is a predicted model, not a curated record.